This is a messenger RNA of Esox lucius (northern pike), 2789 nucleotides long. It is a transcript of the gene smap2, whose product is annotated as small ArfGAP2. The record is from RefSeq and is a predicted model, not a curated record. Lineage: Eukaryota; Metazoa; Chordata; Actinopteri; Esociformes; Esocidae. The transcript has 10 exons. Gene Ontology annotation, biological process: regulation of clathrin-dependent endocytosis. Gene Ontology annotation, molecular function: GTPase activator activity. The coding region runs from base 817 to 2394 and encodes 525 amino acids.
UGUGUGCAAUUAUUCAAAUCGGCUGCCUUUCGAUUCAUGCUUUCAAUUGCACUGCUAGGACACGUUUCCUCCGUGAUAAGUACUCAAACCACCUCUAUGCCUGUGAGCACGUUUCUGCCUCAACGGGAUCUGUGGUGUCUACGGGUCGAUUAUAGGGAUCAGGGGGCUGGGAUACGGGUUUGGAACGAUAACGACUCGUCGUUCGAUAGUGGCUUUAAAAUACAUGCUCGAUGCUUAAAAACAUUGUGACUGAAGCACAAGUAAUUCGUCUAAUAUAUAAACCUGUCAAAUUAGAGGACGAUCGCGGGAAUGUUGAAGUGUGUGUGUUUGUAUGUGUGUGUGUGUGUGUGUGUGUGUGUGUGUGUGUGUGCGCGCGCGCUAGGAGAGGUUGAGAGUGCGAGGGAGAGGUGUGUAAACUGUCAGAGAGACGUGAGGACUCGAUACUGAUGCGGUUUAAGUCGUGUAGCUGAAUCGCUUGCUGUGCAAUAAAAGGCAACAGGACAUUUUGUUGUUUUUUUCCCUCAGAUAAAAGCGUAACAGUGCAAAGAGGCUAAUACAUUUGUCAGCCUGUUACUUAUGCGUUGCUGCAAGCUAAAUGGCUAGCUUUGACUUCAGGGCUUGUUCCUGAACGUUGGUUUUAUACAAAUAGCUUCCUUAUUCUGAAGAGGCACAACAAAAGCGGUUGCCGCAUCGCUUUGUUCUGUAUUUUCUUGUUCUGUCUUUCUGGGUAUAACUGCAAACGGAGCUUAUCUGAACCUAUCGUCCAACUCCAUCUCGCGUUCAACCUGUGUCGGAGCGGUGAAAGGAAUCGAAGCGAUGAUGUCGGGGAAAUCUAUGAAAGACAUUGACAGAUAUCAAGCUGCGCUCAACUCGUUACUAUCACUUGAGGAGAAUAAAUUCUGCGCGGAUUGUGAAUCAAAAGGACCCAGGUGGGCGUCAUGGAGCCUGGGCGUCUUCAUUUGUAUCCGCUGUGCCGGCAUCCACCGGAACCUGGGCGUCCACAUCUCCCGGGUCAAGUCCGUCAACCUGGACCAGUGGACACAAGAACAGAUACAGUGUGUUCAGGAGAUGGGAAAUGCCAAGGCCAAACGUCUAUAUGAAGCUUUCUUACCUGAAUGUUUCAGUCGACCUGAGACUGACCAGUCAGCAGAGAUAUUUAUCCGGGACAAAUAUGAAAAGAAGAAAUACAUGGACAAGGUCCUGGAUGUUAACAGACUUAGGAAAGAGAAGAGCUGUGAAAACAUUCCCAGGGAACCAGUGGUGUUUGAGAAGAUGAAGUUGAAAAGAGAAAACAGCCCAAAGACACAGACACAGUCUCACACACACACAAAGACACAGACACAAGGUCAGGCUGUCUCAGACCUGCUGGGACUAGAUGUUCCUGUAUCAGGAGCAGCUGUAACUAAUGGCAGACCCUGCCGUGGAGGAGGAGGUAGUCCCUCAGUGUCUAACUCUGGCCUGGAUCUAUUCAGCUCUGCCUCCAGCUCCACUGCCACAAACACACCGGUAGGUAGCUCCAUGCCGAGGGGUCGCGUGGCCGCGUCGGUACCCGAGAACCUCAGUCUGUUUCUGGACUCUAAGCCAAGGCAGGAGGGGUCUGUGAGGAAGUUAUCCAAGGACUCCAUCCUGUCCCUCUACGCCACCACACCCACAUCACACCCCAACCUGGCUGCUCAUGCGGGUCUGUACAUGAACCCAGCCCAGUUAGGCUACUAUGGAUCGUACCAUUCUCUGGCCAAUCAGGGGGGAGCCUUGGGAGGAACCAUGGUGACAUCACACUCCAUGAUGUCCCUGAGUGGUCAUCAGCAGAACACCAUGAUGAGGGGGCAACAGCAAAGCAUCAUGGGAGCUCAACAGAAUGGGCCACAACAGAACAUUUUCUUGGCUCAACAGGGAGUCACAUCCCCAUUUAUGGCAGGAGUACCCCAUGGGGUAAUCCAGCAGCAAAGUUUUAUGGGAGCACAGCCAAAUGGAAUGGUUGCAGCACAACAGAAUGGCUUCAUGGGAUAUCAGCACAGCAUCAUGGGAGGACAGCAGCAAAGCAUCAUGGGAGCACAACAGAACGGACUGGUGGCCACAGCGCAGAACAGCUUUACAGGACAAGGACAGCCACAGCAAAGCAUCAUGGGACAACAGCAAUGCACUAUGGGACAACAGCAAGGCAUUAUGGGAGUUCAACAGCAAGGCAUGCUGGGAGGAAUGCCAGCUGAGCAGCAGCUGUAUGCAGCACAACAGGGUCAGCAGCUACAGUGGAACAUCGCUCAGAUGACCCAGCACAUGGCAGGGCUGAACUCCUACGGAGCCAAUGGCAAGAUGGGAUAUGACAGACAGCACAUGGGAGGACCAACCAAUCAAAGCACCACCCAGAUGAUGACCUCAAACAUCUGGAAGUGAUGUUAUAACUUGUAGAGGCAGUGAUGUCAUUAAACCGUGGCGGGGCUGGUAUUUGGGGGAUUUUCUAAUGAUAAUCUGACAUUAGAGGAAAAAGACGAGGAGAAUGAAUAGGAGCAGAAAGAGGUGGAGGAGGAGGUAGCUGCUCUUUUCCAUCUCUCCUCCCUCUCUAGCUCCUAUUCUUUCAUAGCCAUUUUUCCAUGCUUGCCUUCUGAUCAUUUAACAAGCAAUCAAAGGACCAGAAAUGGAGGUCAAAGGUGAAGGGGUGACAGAGGUCACACUGAACUGGGACCGCAGUUUUAAACUAGUCAUUUCCAGUGUUUGUGUGGGAGUGUGCAUGUGUGAGAGUGGGAGUGUGUGUGUGUGUGUGUGUGCGUAUGUUUGACAGUUUGCAUGUA